Molecule: messenger RNA, 450 nt
Organism: Emiliania huxleyi CCMP1516
Lineage: Eukaryota; Haptophyta; Isochrysidales; Noelaerhabdaceae
Exons: 1
Source: RefSeq, a predicted model, not a curated record
AUGUGCGUGCAUAUGGCACGGCUCGCUGGCGCUCUCAUCCUCCUCUGCACUGACUGCACGGCUCUCGCAUACCAGCGCCAACCACGGCUGCUGCAGCGCCAACCACGGCUUCGCCAACCGCUGCUCACCGCCACGGAGGAGCCGCUUCUCGCCUCCGCCGACACGGCCAAGCAGACCGCUCUCCCGCCGGUGCCUCCGCUGCUGAAGGGCCGGUCCAACUCGGCCGCCAUCUGGCGAGUGGCCUGGCCCUCCGUCGCCAUCGGGCUCCUCCGCGCGGCGCUCGGCCAGGUCGACGCGUGGUACAUCGGCCGGCUCGGCAGCUCGGAGCUGCAAGCCAUCAGCGCCGCCUCGUUCUUCAUAUGGGUGGUCUACAUCGCCGGCGAGCUGUCCUCGGUCGGCGUGCACGCUCUCUCCUCCGCCGCCGAGGGCGCUGGCGAUCGCGGCGAAGGA